This is a messenger RNA of Heterobasidion irregulare TC 32-1, 1392 nucleotides long. RefSeq names its product glycosyltransferase family 8 protein. NCBI's taxonomy places the organism in Eukaryota, Fungi, Basidiomycota, Agaricomycetes, Russulales, Bondarzewiaceae. Bases 40 to 1128 code for a protein of 362 amino acids. The transcript is spliced from 2 exons. The record is from RefSeq and is a predicted model, not a curated record. Gene Ontology annotation, molecular function: glycosyltransferase activity.
CUGACCUCCAGGUUGAGGCCCGAGGAGUGUCUCGCGUUCAUGACCAACUCACAUUCUGAUUACAUCCCUCUCUUCAACGGGAACCCGGCAGCGUAUUCAAAGGGUCGGCAGCGUUGGUUCUGGGGUUUAUGCACAGGGUUGGGAUUUCUGGCGCUCAUAAACAUCGCCGUCCUUGCCAAAUUCUUUCUCUCGUCAAAGAGCGUUGCAACACCUCUCGAUGACUACCAAAUACUCAAACCAAAAUUCACAACUGGUCGACAAGAUCGCAUAUCAACCAACCCUACUGAUCCCUCCACCCGCGCAGUGGUUUCAUCUCUCUAUACGGAUUCAUUCGCCUACCCCGUGGCAACGCUCGGCCAUUCCAUCAGCGCCUCCAACGUAACCGCCCGCCGAAUUCUGAUGUACAUCCCUUCUCAAGUUUCAGAACACGCGCUUUGCAUCGUCCGCUCUGCCGGCUGGGAGCUCCAUCCAGUAGCGCGAAUCGCGCCUCCGCACGAAGGACAUGGCGUCGGGUCGCGCUUUGAGGACCAGUACACGAAGUUGAACCUGUGGGGCCUCGAUCGGCUUGGAAUCGAGUCCGCCGUGUACCUCGACGCGGACACGCUCGUGCGGAAACCGUUUGACGAGCUUUUCGACCUUCCGUUCGAGUUUGCGGCGGUGCCGGACGUGUUUCCAGACGACAAGGAUGGCGGGUUCAAGCUAGGGUUUAACGCGGGCGUUCUCGUGUUGCGCCCCAACAACGACACGCUGGUGAACAUGAUCGCCACACUGGAGCAUGCACGGUAUCUCCCCGGCGAGGCGGAGCAGGCGUUCUUGAACUUGUACUACGGCGGAGAGGCCCUGCGAUUGCCCUACGUCUAUAACUCGAACUUGGCGAUCAAGCUGCGAAGCACGGAGCUAUGGAAGGCAAUGAUGGAUGAUAUCCGCGUCGUUCACUACACCACCGUGAAGCCCUUCGACUUUUUGGGGAAAGAGGUGCCAAGCUUAGAGCGGGCGAAGGAGCUUUUAGAGAGUCGGAAGGCAGAAAGAGGCGGGAUUUUCAGGGAGGAACUCGGGUGGUGGGAGGAGACAUGGAAGAAGACUCUCCGGGAACCCGAGCUGCAGAAGUGUCUCGAGCAGCGGUCAUGACAGGGGACAUUCGCCGAUCACUGACAUCAUUCAUCUACAAUUCACUUGAGGGCAUACGGGUCGUAUGUUGUACUUUCGCAGGUUACCACCAUGUCUGUUACAUUAGCCAGAUAAGUACACCCUAGCUUCAUAUUGCGUGCAUACUGAUGUGCACUGUACACCUCCUUUAAUUUAUGCGCUCAGUUCCCACGACUCAUCAUGAUAGAUCAUCGAGCCUUGGUAUGUAACAGCUAGAUCUCGUCGAAGUCCAUCGUUUUGAGGCCG